UAUGCCUGUAUAUUUUAAUCAUACGUAACUCUCUCUCUUUAUAGACUAAAAUAGCCCACUUUUUUUUUCUUAUUCACAGAAGAGGGAAAAAUAAGAGAAGACGAACACCAUAUGUAAUAGUGAGCCAUUGCAAAGUGAUCAGCUGGUGAACCAAAACAAACAAAGUCACGAGGGUUGUAAGAAAUGAUACUUUCCCUACGGCUCCCCCCGUGUGGCUCCUCUUGUGGUUCCCUUUGUGUGGUUCCCUCUGGCUCCCCCUGUGGCAUCUGUGGCUCCUGUCCUGCCUGUCUUCCCCUAGCUGAGCCCCAGCAAGCGUCGCGGCAGCCGUGGCCAGCAUGGAGGGCGGCAGGGCAGGCUGGGGCCCGCUGCUGAGGGCUGUCUUCCACUCUGAGAACAGUGUUUUCAAGGAACUUGCUUCUUUCAUCUCUCAAGAUGGAAGCCAUCAGUCAGUUCUUUCCAUGGAGGCAGUUGCCGCCCUGAAGGAAAAGCUGCUGUCCACCCCCACUGCAGCAUCACAGGUACUUGGGCUGCUGGAGGCCGCAGGCACUUGCCUCCCCAGCACCAGUGGAGAGGACAAACACACGGCAGAUGGUCAUGGCCAGAAGCCUCCAGAGGCUACCCCUCCUGCCCGCUGGGUGGGUCAGGUGUGCCGAGUCUUCCUGGACUGCCUGGAGCACUGCCUCUGGAGGCUGGACAACCUGAACGAGAAGCUUCAGCAGGAGGAGGGAGAGUACUCAGCACUGCUCAAGAGGCAGCAGAGGGGCUACUCCCCCAUGAGGAGCAACAUGGGGCUGGCAAAGCAGAAGACCAUUGCCUCAGCUGAGGCAUCAAAAUUUAAGGAGAGAAUCAUGGCCACCAAUAUGAAGAAAGGGGAAAUUGAAAGUCUGUUUUAUAAAUUAUUGUCACUCUCAAGUUGUUUAGAUGCUGCUUCCAUGAGCAGGCUGUUCCCAAAGAUGAUUACUCUCAGCUAUGAGAAGAAACUGUUGGCUGUGAACAAGCUGUACAUUUGCAUGCUGUCAGCCUCCACAGAGUGUUUACAAGCUUACUGUGAGAGAGAGGCAGAUUACCUCGUCCGUAAGUUUUAUGACAAAAACAACGAUCUGACACAUGGUCUGGUGCCCCUCAGCUCCCCACAGGUCAGGGAAAUCUUCCAUGUGUGUGUUCACAGCACAAAGCACAUCAUGGAGAUCUUCUUUGAUCACCUGUCAACUUCCCUCAGCAGCAUGAAGGAAAUGGAGACGAAGGAUUUCUUGUGGCUGGCACCGCUGUGGCCACUGCUCUACAUACAGACGGUCACUUCAUCCCAGGGGGUUGUUGAGCACAUGGGUGGCGGAGUGCUGUGGAAGAAACACAGCACCGUAGACCCAUUGUUGGCAGAGGUGUGUGGUCUGUUGCAGCGGGAUGUGAAACUGGUUCAGUGGUGUCUGACUCACAACAGUCGCCUCAAGAUACAACCUCUGCUGCAGCUGGUCAGGGACCACUCACCGCUCUGUGUCAUCCACAAGUCCCUGCAGCUCAACACUCUGGUUCCAAGCGAUGUGCUGGUGAUGCUUCAGGAACAUUGCAUGGCCAGGGACUCCACAGGUCUGCUCCACUCCUCUUGCAAGAACACAUUUACAGCCUUUUGCAUUUUGUCCCAAAUGUUUGAAGUAAUUGGAGCUGGAAUGCAAUUGGACAAUAUAUCAACUGGAUGGCAGGCAAGAAGGAGAUCUCACACUUGUAAACUGUCUGCUAGUAAUGGAACAAAUAGUUUCCAGGAAAGACAAAGUCAUUCAUCAUUUUACAAACACAAUAUUGCUGAAAAGUUAAAGUCUGUCAAGAAGUCACUGGAAACCUUGCAGCCCCUGGCCUACAGACUUGAGUUGAUGGAGGACAUCUAUUCCCUGAUGUUUGUGAGACACAGUGACAUGAGUGACGAGGACCACAGCGAGGCUAGUGCUGAUGAGGGAGAGAUGGAGCUGUCCCUGCUGUCACAACACACAGAUGCUGACAGCCUCAGGAGCCUUACUGUAUCCAGCAACCUCCCCCACCAGCUGGCCAGGGACUCUCCAGACCCCACCUCAGUAAGUGAAUCCAACCACAAUGCCGAAGCUGCCGCCAAGAAAAAAGUGAUUGAUUUUUCAGAAUAUGUGGUCCUUGAUGAGAAGGGCAUUGAGAGGCUUAAUUUUUCCAGCAAGCAGUCAUCAAUAAGCAGUGUGUCAGCAAGUCAUCCCAUCAGUAAGUCCCCAUCGCCAGAGGGGAAGGAGGGCGAGGAUUCCGCUUCCAACGAUCAGGUGCAGUGGGAGGGUCACCAACACCCCAGCCAGAGUGGAGGAGCUUCACCACAGAGGCAGAGCAGCUACAUGAAUGGGAAGACUUCCUCGUCGAGCGCCAGGGAGCUGCCUCGCACUGGCUACCUCAUCAACACCCUGGUGGCCUGGGACGUCAUGCUCAUGCUGAAGGAUGUGCUGUUUCUGUACACCAAUGAGAACUUCAAGCAGAUGAGGAGCGAUGAGACAGUUCCCCACAAAGGUUUGGAGAGCCGUGUGUCAUACCUGUCCAUGUGUGUCAAUGAGGGUCUGUGGAGGCUGCAGGUGAUGGUCCCUGGCAGUCAUUCCUUUGCCUCACAUGACAUAUUUGAUGAAUACCUGGAUGGCACUCUCUUCUCCCGUGACUCUCACCACCUGGUGUACGAGGUGUCUCCCCCAUCGGUAAACACCAAGAAGAAGCUUGGCAAAGAUGCUGAGCCUGCACAGAUGAGAGGAUGCUCCACUGAAAGAAGCAGUAUCAUCAACUAUCUCUUUGCUCCAUCCUCUAGUCUCAUCACUCUUUCCUUAGCCAAUGGAAAUGUGGAAAGGAUAGAAAAAAUAUUCCACACCUUUCAGCUUCCAGACACGACUGACAAGCGGGAGGCACACCUUGCCAUGCGCCUCAGUCAGCUACGUCCCAAACUGUCCGUCUCACCCCAGAGGUCUGGCCGGUCACGGGAGCCCAAGGCGGCGCGGGACUUCGGUACUUCUGAGGACUUGCUUCAGAGCAUUGGACUGCUGGCCAGGGAGGGAAUGGCUCAUGUUGGGGCCACGAAUCUCAUACACGAUCUGAUCACCUCACUGCCACCACCAGUCCCCAAAGGCAUCCCUGAGGCAGCCAUGACAACAGAGUGUCCAGUGAUAACCUCCUUCAUGACCCCCAUGGCUCUGGUGCUGACGGACUUGGCACUCACUGUGGAUGUGACAGAGACCACUGCCACCUAUAUCAUGGAGCAGGUCUUCCAGCGGCACAGUGGCACACAUCCAGAGCACAGACAUGUAGAAACUUGUGGUGGAAUUACAGGCUACUAUCCUCUCCUUCAGCAGCUGGGGGAUGCAUGUAGAGCACUCACUAAACUGAAGGAUGAGCCAAAUCCAGAAGGUGAUAGUGCCAUGGGUGCCUCAAGAAGGGACGUGCACAAAAAGGCUUCUAUUUGCUUAACAGGACAGACUGCCACUCCAUUUUCCCUUCUAAUGUCAUCUCUUCCACUAAGGGAUGUGGAGUUGACUGCGUACCUCAGUGGGUGGGCCAAGGUGUUGAAGAACGUGAGUGCUGUUCAGGAAGCACUUUUUGACAAGAACAUAAAGUUGGAAGAUGAUACAACAGUAAAGCAUCCUCUCUACUCUCAGAAAAAUCCAGUACAUGUUGCCUACAAAACUUUACUUCUCACAUUGAGUACAGAAGCGUCUCAUCUUUGGUGCAACUCGGCCAGAGACAAGGCUUGCUUCAAGGUUGGAGCGUACGUCAGAUCCUUCUACCAGUACUUGCAGCUCCUAUCAGCAAUGGUCACACAGCAUGCAGAAGAACAUUUUCUCAGCAGAAUGAACAGCCACUUUUCACUCCUUGAUGACAGACCUGUUGAAAUAUUGGGAACGCUGAUCUUUGAAGAGGCUGUCGACCCUGCCAGACUGGAGCCCAUUGCCAAUAAGAUGAGGCUGAGUCUGACUGCCAUGAUCCUUCAGUACUGUUUCCCAAAUUUUCCCAUCACUGGAGAGAGUUUCAACAUCACACAUUUACCUUCCAGAACAAAGGGGAAGGUCCAUCCUUUGGGCUUCCUGGUGGAGAGGGAGCGAGUGGUCAUGAAUGCUGGGACCAAGGGAUGCCAGGAGGGCGUGCAUGGGGAGUUGGUGGUGCAGGGCCUCCUCACGUCUCUCCUCAGCAGCCUCCAUGAAGCCACUCAGCCCAGCUCAGUCAUCUCCCAAACUGGCCUCAGAGCAUCAGUGCUGAAUGACACCACGGCCCCAAGAUUCCUUGCCCUGUCAGAUGUCCUGAUGGUUCUGAGGGACACAGCCGAUCUCACAGCAGUGGACUUCAACAAGAUGCCACCUGGAAGAGAAGCUGUCGUGUUCUUUGUCAACUUGGCCAACCUGAUGUUCAUCCAUGCUGGCCUGCUGAACCACAUCCUGUACCCUGCCAGCAAGGUGAAGGUGAAGCCUGAGGCACGUGGCGUGUUCUCCAACCACCAGCUGGAGCGUAUCUGUGCCCUCAAGCGCCUGGGUUACAUGGUGGGGCAGCUGGGUUUUCUCUCCUUGUAUGAUAUUCUUUACACUGUCCUGAGGCUUCAGAACCCACUAUCCAGUAUAUUGGUGCAGAAUGACCCCAUUAAUAGAAUCAGUAUAUGUGAGAGUAAUUUGAUAUGCACCAAACUACUUCACAAGAGAGAGGAAUUGUCUUCCAUCUCAGAACUGUUGGAUCCGCUCUCUUCUCGGAUCAGUUUCUGCGUCACCCAGGGAACACCAGUGUCCCCGAGGGUCCAGGUGCUGUUUGUGGACAGAAUGGAGGAGCAGCUGGAGGAGGGAGUGCAGGAACACAUGAGACUGUUCUUUAUUGCUCAGAGCAAAAGGAAGAGGAAGCAGUCUUUAGAAACGCAGGAUAACAGUAAGAAGGGCCUGGACAAAUGUAAGGUUGUAACAUCAAGAACAGUAUUGGAUUAUCUUGCUGCACAUCCCACUGGCAUAGUGGGAGGCAUGCAGAAGCUGCAGAAAAGCAUGCCUCUAGAAAUGGCAGCCAUGGUACAGGAAUUUAUUUCAGAACUGUCCAAAGGAAAACCACUUGAAAUUGAUGUUCUUGAUAGGGAAGAAAAGAGGGGGAUAGUUCUCGAAAUCUUUGAGUCUUUUGAAGAGGAAAAUUACUCAAACUUAAUACAAGAUGAAGCCCAAACCACUUCCUGGACCAAGGAACCAUGUGAAGUCCUGUGGAAGGAACAUGGCAUACCCAAACGUGUGUCAAAUUAUCUGUAUUACCAGUGCCCCCUCUUGUCCUUCCUGGUGCAGAUAUUUCACAGAACUGCUGACCACACUGAGCAAAAAGGAAGAAUAGAUCCCAUGGAAUACAUGGCAUACCUGCAGCCAUGGAUAAUGAUGCUAUAUCCUCCGUCAGUCAAAUCAAAGCCAUCCUCGGCAGAAAUUGAAGACUAUUGGCCAGUAGUAAACUUGUUCACUUCGACGCGAAAUCUGGCACUGGCAAGGGUCCACGGCAAUAACAAGGUUGCCUCUGCCCUCUCCUGUGGUCCAGAGAUCUCUGCCAUAUGGGACCUUGCCGACAGCCUGCUUGGGAGUGGCGCCAUCACCAGGGACCACCAAAAACUACUGCAGGAACAUGCGACAACACUGGUGGACGUACUGGAGGCCCUCCCUCCAAGCACUCGAGAGAACCACCCUGACCUGACCCUCUUCCUCGACCAACUGUUGGUCUUCCUGGUGCAGAAUGUUGCAACUGAUGGUGACCCUGGACCCUGGAGCUUUGCCUGCCGCAUUGCAGACACCGAGACAAGAUAUGCAGUUGUCAUGGAGGCCCACAGAAGUUGGCCGGCCGAACCUGCCCAGGAAAUGUUGAAAAUAGUUGGCCAUGACCCACUCCUGUCUGUACGCCUCCAAGAGAUGGCUGAUAUCCGCACCAGGAAGCUGAGUCUGUAUGAGAAGAUCCUGAAGCUGGAGGGUCUAUCAUGCAAGUUGUGGCAGGAAGUGGAGCAGAUGUCAAUCCAGGAGCCGACUCGCCUGAUGCAGCACCUGGUCCAGAAGAAGAAGUUCAGCCUCAGCAUGGAGUGGGCCAAAUACCACAAUGGGAGUGCAGAGCUGCAUCGCCUCGUGGACCAGAGUCAUCUGAUGGAGGUGCUGGACAAGACCUCACCUGACUUCAGUGUUGCCUCAGAGGCCAUGGAGGCGCUCACCCACCUAGAUCUCAGUGUUAUAGUGCAAGAAUUGCUUCAUAAACUAUCAAACUUCUCAACACGACAGUUCCUCAUUGAGUUCUAUCUCAGGAAGCAUUUCUGUAAGUGUGCAGCCAUGAAAUCUGUGCAGACAUUCCGUGGUGAAGGCAGUGAGUCACCAGAAAGUAAUGAAGAUGCUGUAGCGGCAGCCUGUGAACCAGGUAGUGCUGGUGGUGGUGGUGGUGGUGGUGGUAGUAGUCCUGUGGAUGUUGGGGCAUUGUUGCAGGAGGUGAUGGGACUGUUGCUGAUAGAGGCUGUGGCUCCUCCUGGUCUGGACAGGUUCCAGCUGAGCCCCUUGGUGACUUCUCCUCACCUCAUAGUAGAACAGUGGCUCAUGAAUGUGCGUCUGGAAGCCGUGGAGAAGGCUGUGGAAGUGUUGCACCCAUUCCUGGACAUGAUGGACACACACAUGGUCAUGACGGGCAAGCCGAGGGAUUUAGAUUCCCCAAGAAAUGCCAAGAAUGAAAGAGUCCCUCAAGGGCUGAGCUGGACCACAUUGAACCAGCUCUUGGAGACCUAUGCCGCCAAGGCUUUGGACACCUCUGGGGUGCAGCUUGCCCUCAAACCUUCAGCCACCAUUGAGAAAGCACCCAAGAAGUUUGUGAUGCCGGCCCACCCACCCGAGAUACAGGAUUGGGUGCCAGAUGCCGAGGUGCGCAAGUGUCCCGUGUGUGAAGUGACCAUAUUCUCCAUGUUCUCACGGCGCCACCACUGCCGGCGGUGUGGCAGGGUGGUGUGCAGCACAUGCUCCCAGCACCGGAGCCUCGUGCAGGGCUACGGGGGGCUGUCAGUCAGAGUGUGCCUUGACUGCUACAACCAGACCAAAGAACUCAACCUCAACAACUACAUACAAAUUCGUCCUCUUGGAGACGGAACGUACGACUCCGUGUCAGUGAGCGUGGACGAGCAGAGUCCUCACAGGGGCGCCUCCCUGGCCAGCGACAUGGAGGGCGGGUGGUACCUGUCAAAGGACGAACAACACAAUGACAUCAUCCGUAAUGAGUUCUGCUUUGAUUACGCGCCGUCCCUGAGCCUGUGCCUGGCCAUCCUGUCCCACCACCAGGACGACAGGAAGGCCGCCCUGUGCGUCAUCAAGCUGUGCCACCACCUUUUCUCCCUCAUCACAUCUUCCCUGCAGCUGAUGAACCCGACUGUUGACCACACCUUUGUUCUGUCCAUGAUCCAGACCCUGCUGGCCUCUGCAAAGGUGCGUUUUGGAAACACCGGAGAGCACCGCGGCAUUGGACUGUGUGAGUACUACACGCAGUGGGUGGACUUGCUCUCCCUAAUUCUGAAAUCAAACUGUGGCCACAUCAUUCCCCACGAAGCUCUGGAGAACAUGCAGAUGAUUGGAGAGUUACACCAGAAGAGUCUGGUGAGGGAGGGGGACACACAGAUGGUGCUGGACAGACGCCUCAAGCAGGAGUUCUUGUAUAUGAGGCGCCUCAGGGACAUGCUUGUCAAGAGGCAGAUGUGGGGACUGGCCCUGGACGUGUCCACCAAGGUGGGCCUGGAGGCCAAUGGAGUGUGGGGGGCGUGGGCCAUGGCUUCCCUCAAAGCUGGGGACUUCCUGGGCGCCAGGGAGCGCUUCUCCCGCAUCCUGGAGAGGCCGUCAGACAAGAACAAGCCCUGCAAGCCCUCCCUGCUGUCUGAAGUCAUCAAGUACCUUGAGAGCAAUCCGUUCCAGGUGAACCAGCAGGUGAUGGAGCAGGCACAGCGCACACGCUCCAGCAUCAUGCUCACCGACCACAACAAGCUCUCCUCCUCACAGGCUCUGGUUGUGUUGCACAGCUUGCAGAGCCUUCAUAAGAUUGCAGAAGGAAGCCUGACAUGUAAAGACUCGUACCAGAGGGCAUCCCUGCGUAGCAACAAGCAGAGAAAGGCAAGCACUCCCAAGAUGGAGUCCAUAUUUCAAGCAGAGUGCAAGUAUUAUUUAACUUUGUACGGCAACCAUGCCAUGACCAUCCAGUACUUCAUGAGACACAGGCAGACUCAGGAGUGUGUGGAGUACAUCCAGCACACUAAUGUUGAUCUGGAGGUCUUCAUUCAGAAUGCCCUGUUAUCCAUCCUGAGGCGUGGGCAGCUAAGCCCCCUCAUGGCCAGCAUCCACGCUGCUGACCCCCACAUGGAGAAGUGGGGCAAGCUACUGCUGGGCUCCUGCCGUUGGCUAGAGCGCAGUGGCUGGUGGAACUGCCUCCUAUCCCUGCAGGAGGCCAUGGGAGACAGGCUGAGGGCAUCAAUGACCCUGCUGAGGAUGUACACAGACGGAGCCACCAGCUACAUGACACUGUCCAGCAGAUCUGAGCACGUGAUUCUGGCGCUGACACACCUGCAGGCUUACCUGGACCAGCAAGCUCUCAUUGCAUCCUCACCCAAAAGAAAGAUCUCCAUCCUCACCAUGUCACCAUGGCAGAUCAACCAGAACAUCAACAUGCUCAAGCUGCAAACGGACGUCACCAAGUUCCUGGCGGGCUGCGAGGCAAGCGGCACCGACAUCCCCGCCUGCAUCAAGAUUCUGGCUGACCUGAAGAUAGUGAAGGACAACAGCCUGCCAACUCUGCUGACCAGCGACGGGGGACGGCUGGGUGUGGCCAUCCUGGUGAUGUGCCUGGCGGACGUGGCGGCGGAUGGCCUUGCUCUGGCAUACCGCAUCGUGGAGCACACGCAGAUGUCGGUGGAGAGGCUGCUGUCAAAGUGCUGCCUGGUGCUAGUGGAGAGAGGACACCUGAAACACAUUGGGCGAGUUGUACGCAGCGUGAAGGAGUGGGAGAUAUUGACAGCAGCCACCAUGGAUGCUGCCUUGCGCCCUGCUAUGCUGUCCCUUGCCUCCACCACUAAUGCCGCCCACCUGGACACUCUGGUCAAGCUUCUCUCCAGCGACACAGCAAGGAUGGACAUGUUCCUGGAGUGUCGGCGCCUGAGGUCGGCGUACCUGGUGGCGGUGCACGUUGGAGAGCGGUUGUGGGUGGAGCGAGUGAAGGCUGCAGCACUCAUUGUGGGGCAGAACCAUGUGGCCUCCAUGUGUGACAAGUGGCUCAGCUGCAAGGACAGUGGGCCCUAACUCUCUCACUGUUAAACUAGCCUUGCCUUGAACACACUGAACUUCUUGCACUAACCUAACCUAACUUACACAAAUCUUUAACACAUAGCUUUCUGCACUAAUCUAACCCAUCUUGUUCACUGCUACACAAAUUUUCUCUCUAAAUAGCUAACACAUAACUUUGUACACCUUUCAAUGCCAAACUCUUUUAAAUAGUUAUGUAGUGUAAAAAAACUAAAUUAAUCUUCACAUCUCUCUCUCUGUAAAGCAAAUAAUUUUUAGCACUUAGAAAGUUAAGAAAGGACAAUCAUAGCAAUAAGCUUAUUAUGGACUUGCUGUCAGGAGAGGAUUUACAGAGAGUCCUUGGUUACCAAUGAUCUUGACUUUUGCCAAUUACAAUGCUGGCAGUGCUUGUCCCUGUACAUUCCCCUUCACUGAUAUUUUGUGUUACUGAUUUAUUUCAGAUUUUUUUUGUGUUACUGAUUAUUUUUUAUUAAUUGUAUGUCUUCCAUGUGUAUUUUUUUUACAGACGUAGUAGUUAUUUUUCAUGUCCUAGAUUAUGUCUUUACAGUUCUAGUAUUAACAUAGGUGAGUGACAUACUGCAGGUACUUACCGAGACUGGUUCCAAGCUACGCCAAAAGCCGGUUUACAGCAUGGUGUAGGAACAGGACUCCGCCAUGACCUAAGGAUGCCCUGUGCAGCUCUAGACACACCUUCUUUGUUUCCAGCAUAGAUUUGCAUAUUUUUUUAAACAGCCGAGAAGUGUAUCAUCAUCAUCAUCAUCAUUGUCAUUUAGAAAGGAAGGUUCUAUGUUUGUACGGGUCAGCUUUGCCAUUGGAGGGAGUUAUCUGCAGUCUGUCCUUCAGUCUUUCCUUAAUACUGUCUUUCAAUUCUUUUUUUUUUUUAUCUGCUGGUGCUUUUUCUUCCUUUUUAGUACAUGUGAAGCAGUCUUUUCUGUCCUUUCCUCAUGGCUGAUUGGAGGCAUGAUUUGCGGCAUAAUUAAUACAUAUUAGCCAUGUGGUUGGUUGUAUUCGUGUGUUAUUUUCAAGUGACUGCUAAGACUGCUGAGGAAACAGAUUAUGUCUGUCCUCUCUCUCAUGGCUGAUUGGAGACAUAACUUGAGGCAUAAUUAAUACAUAUACUGGCCCUGUGGUUGUAUUCCUGUGCUGCUUGUCGACUGCUGAGGCUGCUGAGGAAACGGAGACGACCAUUGUCAAUAGUGAUGGGUCAUACUACUACUGUUUCAUUCCUUGCACCAGAAUUAUGGGAGAUGCAACAACAGAAGUAGCAGUAACAUCAGCAGUCACAGCAGCAGCAGGAGUAACAAUAACAAUACAUAAUAGUUGGGGUUAUUUUUUGCUUCUCACAAUUAACUGUUCCCUCGUUUCUAAUUAUCUGUGUGCGUUAGGUACAUGUGCUACCUUUACAUUCUUAAUUACCAGCAGCAUUACUUUUCCCCGGUCUUGCAUCACACAUAACAAUUUUCUCACUCUACUGGGAAGCUGAUUUCACUGUGCAACUGUGUGUGUGGACAAACUGUACACAUAUGAUCAACGCAAGAUGCUGUGCAAUAGUUAACACGCUUUAUGCAAUGAGUGUAACAUUUUACCAAACAAUCAACUAUUCUUAUAUGUUACAGUAGUUACAUUUAUCCCAAAACUGGUCUUCCAAAUGUUGCUGAAUGGAACAAAGCGUAUCUAAACAUAGUCAAAUGUGUCCCGGAAAGUUAGAAUAUUAAGUUUUCCAUUAAUAGAGUAUAUUAAUAUAGAUGAGAGUGAGGUGUCAUAAGCACCCUCGUCGAUGUGAGGCUUUGCUUGUUGCUGCAGCUGACGAGGCUCUCAUGUGGCAGAGGUUGAUUGGAAAACACAGGAGGUGCUGCAAUUAGUCUUUUUUAGUAUGGAAGUGUAUAUUACUAAUUUAGUCAUUAAUUUACUGUUUGUAUCUUUUAUUAGUAAACUUGUGCAUCAUAUAUUUGUGUGGAUGUGUGUAUGUGUGUGUGUCUGUGUGUUUUUAGGUGUUAUUUUUGGUGUAUAUAAUUAUUCUCUACCUCAAAAAUCAUGAUUAGAUCUUUGAAACCUCUAUUUUUAUCAUGUGCUGGGUCCCAGCAUGGUAAUGUCAGCUAAGAAAUCAUAAUUUUCACCCUUACUUUCAAGCAUUAACCAGAACAGUGUGUCACUCUACAGUCUACAUGGACUGUGAGAGAGUCAAACUACAUACUUUUUCCUCAUCUUUUACAUGUUUGUGGCCAGCUGUGCCAUGCCUAAGCUCCUGGAGUGUAGUAGGAUGGUCCACAAGACUAUCCCUUUCCACCAUGGUCCGACAGGGUUAAGAGCAUGAAUGACUGUGUGUGUGAGUGUGUGGUGCUUUGUGUAGGCCGCCUUGUGUGGGAUUGCCAGCCUGAUAUAUAGAUAGAUAGCUCUAUAGUAUUAUUAUUAUGAUAAUAGAGGGUAUAGGCUUGCUUCACUCAAACAUUUCAUCUCAUACAGAAAAAAUAGUAUGGUUUAAAAAUCAGUUAGUGAGGCUGUUCCAAUGGUGAGUGUUGCCAGAUUCCUGUGUAGCAAAGAUUUAUCUGCUACAUGUAUCACUAAAGUGUCCAGUGCAGUUCUUCUUUCAGCACCUCCUCUGUAUUGGUGCAUCUACUCUCUAGGGGAUAAAAUGUUUGUGUGAGGACAUGCCCUGUUGACUCUGCCACACUGCCGUCCUGUCAUGUGAGGAACAAACCAUUUAUGUGAAAUGACUCUUAUUGUACUCUGUAUAGAAUUUAGGGGACUUGGGUUCAGAUCUCUAGGAUUGUCUCUUUUCACACUGUAGCUCCUGUUCUUUUGGAGGAUAGGCACAAGAGCAAAAGGUUAGCAAUCCUGCCUUUCAUGUGUGUGUUACUAGAGACCAGAAGUAGUGUAUGCCACAUGCUGAGGGAUAAGAAGACAAAGGUGUAAAGAAAGCUAGUGUGUGCAAAGUUCCAUAUUGAGUUGAGUUCCUGUUCCCAUCUGAAGUGUUUAAUUGGUGACAUAUAUCAGGUAGUUCUAGUGUAGAUUUCUGUAUUGCUGGAAGGAUUGAUUGUGCUGAUCUGAGGCUAUUUUCUAUAGGGCAUAAGUUGUUUUAAGGGAAAAACAAGAAUUCCUUAUUUAUAAUUGAACUUGCAUUCCUGAAGGGAGGGGAUCCUGAAAACUCUGCUCCAGUGUGCCUUAUAGAAGGUACUAGGUGUUACAGAUCCAGACAAAGGGCAGUAGAAAAGCAGUGUGCAUGUGGUUCAAUACACUUCACUUUUGUAUUGGAGAAGCUUUCCUGUUGUGGGACUGAAGGACAAUUGUGACACCGGAUGACUUUUGACUGCUGUGUUGUGAGGUUAUGUUGAAGUACUAGGUGUUAUCAAUUCAGUAAGAUGUCACUAGGAAAGUUAUGUGCAUAGUGGUGGUACUGAAGAACAGUUGUGACACUGGAUGACUUGCGACUGCUGUGUUGAGAGAUUAUGUCAAGAGAUUACCCAGAAGCCAAUACGACAAUACAAUAUGAGUGGCAGUCUGAGCAGUGGUAGAUGUAAUGUACAUGACUGAUCCUGUGACAAUGCUACAUUGGUUAGAAAUGUGUGUAUACUGGCACCAGUUUGCAUUGAUAGCAGUGGUAGGUGUAAUGUGGGUGACUGGCCCUGUGACAAUUCUAUACUGGUUAGAAAUGUGUGUAUUCAUUGCAGUGGUAGAUGCAAUGUGGAUGACAGGUGCUGCACAAGUUGGUGGGGUCAUCCUUCCCUGGCACAUUAUUCAUAUACAAGACAAUGAGUGAAAGAGCUUUUAUGACUAUUGGUUGGUACACUGUGCUGUGGGACCAGACAGUGAGUUGGUGGACCGUCAAGUAUUAGUUAUAGCAAACAUGAUACAAUUGCCUGUGUUAUAGGAGGUUAAUUACAGGCUGUGAUUACAUAUGAAGCUUACUAUCCAUAAAUUUAAGAUGCAUCUGAAAAUAAAAAUGAGAUUGUAUCCUUAGGAUAGUCUACUGUAGAGAUAAGAUUUGUGACUUAAUUGUGUGUGGGUUUGGGCCAGGAUGUGUACAGACACCUGCCCAGUUUGGAGACUGGAGUGCACCUGAGUGAAGUGACCCAACAUUGUUAUCAGCCUCUUUUAUGAUGAUACUGAGAAUAGAUCUUAUGCAGCUUUUGGUAUUUAAGUCUUCUACUAUUCUAUAUCACACAUUAGGACUACAUGUACUCCAUAUAUUUAAAUGAUUAGGGAACUUUAUUGUAAGUGCUCUGAAACUCCUCAUAUGAAAUGUGCCAAAAAUUAAACUUAAUUUUUUAUCUAUAAGUAGUGUUUUAUAAGUUUUACUGACAACUGAUUUAGCAAAUAGGUAUUUAAAUUUUUCACAUUUUAGGAAACUUGAUAUCAUAAAGUGGAAUAUGAAAGAUAACAAGGCGACCAUUUCUAUAUUUAUAUUUAGAUGCAUCUUUUAUAGUUCCAGGCAAAAAUGUAGUACAGUAUACAUAUGUACAGUACACAUAUGAUUUAUCACAAAAUAAACAGUUAAAAUAUG
Molecule: messenger RNA, 13782 nt
Organism: Scylla paramamosain (green mud crab)
Lineage: Eukaryota; Metazoa; Arthropoda; Malacostraca; Decapoda; Portunidae
Gene: Sptz
Exons: 7
Coding region: 336-9278 (2980 amino acids)
Biological process (GO): mitotic cytokinesis; double-strand break repair via homologous recombination; regulation of cytokinesis
Cellular component (GO): lysosomal membrane; midbody; centrosome
Molecular function (GO): metal ion binding; phosphatidylinositol-3-phosphate binding
Source: RefSeq, a predicted model, not a curated record